AAUAAUCGGAACAAUAAUAAAAAUAAUCAGAACAAUAAUAACAAUAAUAACAAUAAUCGCAACAAUAAUAACAAUAAUCGAAAUAAUAAUAACAACAACAACAACCAAAAUCAGCAACAAAGUCAGAAAGAGCAAGAAAUGCAACAACAAGAUUACCAAAAAGAACAAGAACAGCAACAACAAGACCAACAGAAGGAACAGGAUCAACAGGACCAAGAUUAUCAAAAAGAACAGGAACAACAGCAGCAGGAUUAUCAAAAAGAACAAGAACAGCAGCAGCAGGAUUAUCAGAAAGAACAAGACGAACAAGACUAUAAUGCAAGGUACGAACAGCAAGAACAAGAUUACCAAAAAGAACAAGAACAACAACAACAAGAUUACCAAAAAGAACAGGAACAGCAACAGCAAGAUUAUCAAAAAGAGGAACAGCAGCAGGAACAAGACCAGCAAAAAGAACAAGAGCAACAACAACAAGAUCAGCAAAAAGAACAAGAACAGCAACAGCGAGACCAGAACCAGAAACUAAAUAUGUAUGGUCUGAGCGGAAGAUACAUAAGCAGAUUUCUCAUUCGUCAAAAGCGACAGCAGGAUGAUCAGCAGGAUGGGGGCCAACAAGACCAAGAUCAACAAAAUGAGCAAGAACAACAACAACAAAAUUACCAAAAAGAACAAGAACAGCAACAACAGAAUUAUCAAAAAGAACAAGAACAGCAACAACAAGAGCAAGAACAGCAGCAACAAAACUACCAAAAGGAACAAGAACAGCAGCAACAAGAACAAGAACAACAGAGGAAUUAUUAUGGUCGAGGUAGAAGAGGGAUAAGAAACCAACAGGUAAAUAUGUAUGGUCGCGACAGAAGAGACGUCCAGAGAAUUCUCAUUCGUCAAAAGCGACAGCAGGAUGAUCAGCAGGAUGGGGGCCAACAAGACCAAGAUCAACAAAAUGAGCAAGAACAACAACAACAAAAUUACCAAAAAGAACAAGAACAGCAACAACAGAAUUAUCAAAAAGAACAAGAACAGCAACAACAAGAGCAAGAACAGCAGCAACAAAACUACCAAAAGGAACAAGAACAGCAGCAACAAGAACAAGAACAACAGAGGAAUUAUAAUGGUCGAGGUAGAAGAGGGAUAAGAAACCAACAGGUAAAUAUGUAUGGUCGCGACAGACUAGACGUCCAGAGAAUUCUCAUUCGUCAAAAGCGACAGCAGGAUGAUCAGCAGGAUGGGGGCCAACAAGACCAAGAUCAACAAAAUGAGCAAGAACAACAACAACAAAAUUACCAAAAAGAACAAGAACAGCAACAACAGAAUUACCAAAAAGAACAAGAACAGCAGCAACAAGAUCAAGAACAGCAACAACAAAAUUACCAAAAAGAACAAGAACAACAGCAACAGGAUCAAGAACAACAAGGGAAUUAUUAUGGUCGAGGUAAAAGAGACACGAGGAACCUAUUAGUCCGCCGAAAAAGACAGGUAUAUGACGAAAACCAGAAACAUGAACUACAAUACUUCGGAGGUAGAUUGGAUGGAGGAGAAGAUGACAAUAAUAAACCCGUUCGUAAUAAACGACAGGCAUAUUAUACUUACGCCUUAGUUGAUAACAACUAUCAAAAUCUUGCCAGCUCAGAUGUUGCGGCUGCUGGUUAUUUGGUAUAUGGAGAUUUUGGUUUCGGGUAUGUACCUAUAGGAUAUUAUUUGUAUCCACUUAACGGAUAUGACCUUUAUGGGUAUGGUUAUGAUGGUGCUGCUGAUGGAGGAAUUUAUGACUAUUAUGGCGAAUAUCCAAUGUAUCAGGACUACGGAGAUGCAAUAUAUUCCAACAAUGACUAUAAUCUUGGAGAUUUUUACAAAAUGUUUUACCAGAUAAUUAAACUCAUGUUUUCAACCGAGCCUACAUAUAACCAAUCGCCCCCGCCGAUCUACAAUCCCAUGUUUGGACAACCGACGGAUGGUAUAUACGAUCCGUCUGUCUUUGAUUACGGUUUUCAGCAACCAACUAACGACGGGUCCACCUUCAACCAACAAGUCAAUCAAGGUUACAACCAACCAGUUGAUCUAGGAUAUGUCUUCAACCAGCCAUUUACGCAGCAAACCAAUAGAGGAUAUGGCUUCAACCAACCUGCUACACAGGGAACGUACCAAGGAUACGGCGUCAAUCAACCUGCAAGUCAAACAUACAACAAUCAACAGCAAAGCACUCCAAGAUUCGGCUACAACCAACCUACUGUUCAAGGAUAUAACGUCCAACAGCAAGCAAACCAAGGAUAUCGUUCCUCGCAACCUUCUAUGCAAGGCUACAACUACCAACAACAAACUACCCAGGGAUACGACUUCAACCAACAGGCUAACCAGGGGUAUAAUUUCAACCAGCCGGCUAGUCAGGGCAAUACCUUCCAGCAGCAAAGUAAUCAAAGAUACUUUUCAAACCAGAUGAAUUACCCUAAUUAUGGAUACUACGGCUUGGCUAGACUAAUGGAUCCUGGUCCAAUGGAUUUCGGUGCAGCACUAGAUCUAGGUCCCGAAUACGGCCACCCACAUGAUCUUGGUCCGGGUUACGAUCUUGGUCCGGGUUUCGAUCUUGGUCCGGGUUUCGAUCUUGGUCCAGGUUUUAAUCUUGGUCCGGGUUUCGAUCUUGGCCCGGGAUACGGCGCCCCCUUAGACCUCGGCCCAGGAUAUGGUGCCCCAUUAGAUCCCGGCCCAGGAUACGGUGCGCCACUUGACCUUGGCCCAGGAUACGGUCCUCCAUUAGACCCUGGCCCAGGAUAUGGAGCUCCGCUUGACCUCGGUCCAGGAUACGGUGCACCAUUAGACCUUGGUCCAGGAUACGGUGCGCCAUUAGACCUUGGCCCAGAAUACGGUGCUCCAUUAGACCUUGGUCCAGGAGACGGUGCUCCACUGGAACGUCGACAUGGACACGGUGCUCAUUUAGACCGAGGACCAGGACGUGAUUCCCCGCUUCGUCUUGGUCAUGGAGCUGGUGCACCGUUAGAACGUGGACCAGGCUUGGGUGGUCCACCAUAAUAUACAAUAAAACCACCACUCUUACUGCGUCUAUUGAUUUUGUUCGAGCCUAACCUCGAUAUCUGAUAAUACUCUUAGUUUGAGAUGGUGACACAAGAAAUAUUCAUAGAUAUAAUUUCUUUGACUUUUUGAUGUGUUUCGUUUGCAUAUACAUGCUUAAGUGUUUUAGUUCACACCCUGAGGACCUGAUGAAUAUAUAAAAUGAAUCGUUAACAUGUGCUGUUAGCUCUUAAAUAUCGGCUAAUCAGGAGAACCUCCACAAUAUAUGAGAAGAAUAAAAAACUCUAUCGAAGAUAGUAGCUUCUAAUUAAAAGUCAUGGUUAGCAGAGAGUGAAGAGCUGUAAUGUUUUCCUUUGGUUAAAAUAUUAAAUAUUUUAGUAAUGUUAUAAUUACGUUAAAUUUAGAUUUAAAUGUUUGAUUGUACAUAUUGAUUCCUUGGAACACAAUGAUUUAAUUAUUUAAAACUCGCUAUUAUUGCUCAACUUUAUUAUAUAGUCUUUAGAACAGUUUUAUUUCAAUCGUUAUACUAGCGUUUUUAUGAAGUCUUUAUACCGGCUUUAUUAUGAAGUCUUUAGACCAGCUGCUUUAUUAUGAAGUCUUUAGACCAGCUGCUUUAUUAUGGAGUCUUAAGACCAGCUUUUUUAAUGAAAUCUUUAGACCAGCUGCUUUAUUAUGAAAUCUUUAGACCAGCUGCUUUAUUAUGGAGUCUUUAGACCAGCUUUAUUUUAAUCUUAAGACCAGCUUUAUUAUGAAGUCUUUAGACCAGCUUUAUUUUAAUCUUAAGACCAGCUUUAUUAUGAAGUCUUUAGACCUGCUUUAUUUUAAUCUUAAGACUCACUUUAUUAUGAAGUACUUAGACUAACUUUAUUUUAAUCUUUAGAUCAACUUUAUUAUGAAGUCGUUUUAUUUGCAACUGCGUAGGUUUUCUUUAAGAGGAACACAACGGGUGACAUGAUCAUAUAGGUUUAGAUACACCUACACAACCACGGUGUUAGAAUAAGUAGAGCCUUUGACACGUGUUCUAUUUUCCAAAAUAACAACCAAGAAAUUAUUUGAGAUCGACUGACAAUUUGAUUAAAAUACAGGACCCUGUUUCACAAAAACUUAAACUAAAAUCACUUAAAUUGAUUUUAACUAAAAUCAAACUGAAAUUUUAAAUUUUAUGCGUUUCACGAAGAUCGAUUGUAACUUAAAAUGCAAUUUUAAUAGAUUUUAGUUAAAAUUGCUUGCGCUCGCGCAGUGCACAAUUCCGGCGAGGGCACUUAGGGUGUAAGCAUACACGCUUCGGAACUGAAAAUUAUUGCCAGGUUGAACUAACCGCUACAAUACCAAUGAGGGGAGUUUCAUACGUUGUAACAAUGUCUGCACACGGUCAGGCAGUCGUAGAGAGAAGAAAUAAAUAAGUUUAUUGCGUGUUAUCCGUUUUGAAAUGUAUCAGUUGGUUGGCCUUGAACUUGCAUGUCGCUUUCGUGACCUUGGCAUUUGAUUUACUCGCAGUUUCAAUGGAAAUAAUGCGUAUCGAUAAACUAAAUCGCUUGAAUUUCGUAGUUUUAUGGUAUUUUGAAUAACAGAAACUAUUGAGAAAUUGCCAUAAACAUGUGAUAUUUCUGACUCAAACGCUUAAUCUAGACUAAGGUAUUGUCGAAUUUCAAAAGUAUUUAAUAACUUUUAAACUAAUACACGAAAUAACCAAUGUACCGAUGCCUAGAUUUGAAAUGUCAGUCCCAUGGACCCUUUCAAUAAUAAUUUGAAAAUGCCAAAGUGCCACACUCCUUAUUGGAUAAUGCCUAUCUAUCUUACGAAAUUAAAAUGAUUUUUUCCCAAUAUAAAAUACCCUUGGCUCCUAUAUAAAUCAUCAUAACCCCAAAACCAUAAAUACUUUGCAUAUGGCGUAUCUAGUAUUAUAGGACUGACGGGGUUUCGAUUUCCCGCUUGUACGUGACAGGGACUAGGGUCGCCCGUCCAACCACGUGAGUUUUCUCCGGUUUCCUCCCACUACUAAAGACCCUUAUAUACGCCCAAGCGAAUUAUUCAAAUAAAAUUGAACCAUGUGUUAGUCCUGAAAUGACCUAGUUUGUGUCUAGUGGACGUUACCCCCCCCACCUCUCUCUCUCUCUCUCUCUCUCUCUCUCUCUCUCUAUAUAUAUAUAUAUAUAUAGACAUUAGAUAUGAAAUGGGUUUAGAUUUUGUUUUUAGGUUGGUUUUUUUUUUUGCCUUUUAAUUAUUUGAAAAUAGUAUAAUUUAUACUUGAAUCAUAUGGUAAUAUAUAAAAUAGUAACAAAGAGUUUUGUUAACUGGGGUUUUGAGGGUUUUUUUUUUCUUGGGGUUUUAAUUUGGGGCGUCAUCUAAUUGCUUAUAUUGCCUUACAAUCAGACAAACGGGCGGACCGCAGCUAUAUUUCCCAUGCAAUGAAAAGAAAUUGAAUGAAAAUUAUUUUUGUGAAUUAUAGUAUGUUUAAAUUAUAUAACCCGGGCCAUUGGCAAUAUUAUCAUUAUUCCAAAUAUAUCUAUAUGUCGCAAUAGACCUCACAACGUAGCUCUAAUCAAUGUCGUGAUUUUAAGUUAGGAGAGGUUGACGGCUGUUCUAAGUUAAAAUUGAUUUUAGUUAAAAUUGUCCCUAAUAUAGUUUUGUGAAACGCCACUAUUUUAAGUUGAGAUACAAUUUUAACUUACAAUAUUAUUUUAGUGGAUUUUAUCUAAAAUGCCUAAAAUCGUUUUGUGAAACGCACCGAUCUUAAGUUAGGAUGAAAUUUUAGUUUAAGACGAUUUUAAGGGGAUUUAAGUUUUUGUGAAACAGGGCCCUGAUCUAUAAUUCCUUUCGUUUUUUUAUACUUUCCAUGGCCUACACUACAUGGAGACCUAACCGGUUAUAGCGGAAGGUCGCGUCAGAAGUCAUACUAGUGGCUUUUGACCCUUUGACGUCAGACUGUUGAUUAACCAAUCGGCGUUGAUGUUUCUAGUGGGUUACCCACGGUUCCAUGCACCUCUCGCCAAAAACUCGCCGUAACCGACUGUUUCAUUGGCUAAUCUUUCUCAUCGUCCAGAACACGGGUUAUAUAACAAGCCUUCCAGAUCUGUGUUUUAAUCAGAUUGGGCCGACUGAUAGAGUAUGGUAGUCAAUAUAUUGUCAGGUCAAAUAUAUAUAUAUAUAUAUUCCUAGAAUGUAAGGUGCUCUAAAUACCAAACGUAGAUAGCUCUGUGGAAGGAAACAUAUCUGAAUGCAAUCUUGUCCAGGUAUAUGCAAACUGUAGGUCGCAAGUCCGCAACCCAGACAGCGAGGUGUGUGUGUGUGGGGGGGGGGGGGGUAUUUUGAACGAUUUUAAUGCAUUGAAAAUCAUUGAGGGUCACGAGCCGCCGCACCCCGCUUUGGGUGUUCAGCAAAUCAGACGAUAAUCGGAUUGUCAGUCUUUGUUAUCGAAAUAGGCGUUGUUUUGUUUGUAUAUUUUGAUAUGUAUUUAUGCCAUGAUCUUUUAACAGUAAUUUUGUAUACUAAAUAAUCAAAUAAACAAAUUUGUGGACCAGCAAAUGAGCCCCAAACUCUAUUCAUCCUGCUUUUUGUUCUUCUUCUUCUUGGGGGCAGUGCUCUUCGGAUACAAAAAAAAAGCUUAGGCUACAUGAAUUCAGGUACGAUUGACAUAAAUUGGCAUGCCCGUGCCUUGGACAAUUGCGCUACUCCUGGUCCGUAGUACCUGUUAUAUCAAUAUCUGUUUAUUUAUUUAUAACUUUACGAUGGUUUAGCUAGUUAUGUGUUUAAGAUGAAAUGUAUAUUGUAUAUGCUAUAUAAAACCCAUAUAUCUUUCUUCAUAAUGUAAAUAAAUAAUGUUCAUACUG
This is a messenger RNA of Patella vulgata (common limpet), 6854 nucleotides long. RefSeq lists its product as uncharacterized. Gene Ontology annotation, cellular component: ER to Golgi transport vesicle membrane; endoplasmic reticulum; Golgi stack. The record is from RefSeq and is a predicted model, not a curated record. Gene Ontology annotation, biological process: endoplasmic reticulum to Golgi vesicle-mediated transport; transcytosis; intracellular protein transport. NCBI's taxonomy places the organism in Eukaryota, Metazoa, Mollusca, Gastropoda, Patellidae. Bases 139 to 3024 code for a protein of 961 amino acids. The transcript has a single exon.